UUACUAUUUAUGAAGUGUGAAACGUUUAAAAACGCAGUAGUUCGUUGGGGUAACAGAUUAGAGUAAUUAAAUUUCAUUCAUUUCUGUUUAACUGUUUCCGGCAAUGAGUCAUCCCUUUGUGUAGAAGCUAAUAAAGCGAUAUGUGCUAUAGUAGGGUGGAGCUACACUUUGAGUCACUAGAGUCACUAAUAUUAGCACCUUCCUAUUGGUGCAGGGUAUUGAAGUCCAAACUUACACCGAAAAACCAACGUUCAGUCUACGUGUGGUUCGGUACAAGAAAGCACAUCAACAGUAACGCGCGACUAAAAAAGACAAAGUUUCACUGCCAAUACUUUCAAAAUGGCAGGCAACAAUAAUGUUUUUAACGACGAUUUAUUUGAAGCAGAAGGCAUCGAGAAUUGUUCAGAGCCCAGCGGCAUGCAGACUGACUUUUCAGAGGAUAAGGAGACGACAGAGGAAGCGACAAGGAUUGAAGACAAGAAGAUGACAGAUAACAACGGUGAAAUCGGGUACUUCAUAAAGAAAGGAAUGGAAUUUGUGCCAAUGACCAACUUUUCAGUCGAGUGUACUGGUUACGUUGUGGAAAGCCCUGCGAGCGGAAGCUCGGAAGGAUUUCUGUUUAAAGUGAUUCCAAAGGGCUCCAUUUCCAACGAAGAAAGUCAAACUAGCACAAGUCAACAGUACUAUUUGACAUGGAGGGACAUGUCUACCCAGAUAGGCAUAUUAAACAAGUUUUCGUCCAAGAAAUUGUGGACUGUUCCAUCUAAAGAACAGUAUUUACCCCCCUAUUUCAAAAGGCUCUGUGACGAAUAUGUGAAAUUGAGUAAUCCUCGACGAGUAUUCCCAGUUGAGUGCAUUGGUUUACAAGAGAGAAGUAUCCCACCAACAUGGAUAAUAGGAUCAAACAUCCAUGUUUCGGUGGAAAAUGGAAUGGCUAGGAGGCUUGAUGAAAGUGCAUCCCCAUUCGCAGUAUUGGGUGAUGAAAUUGACCCCCUGCCUUUUCUCCAAAUAACAGGGGACAAUGGUUUGUUAGAUGAAGGUGAGGCUAUAAAAGAGAUAUUAGAGAUGGAGGCGAGUUUAAUGGGCAAGAAUUUCCCACCCGCCCUUCUGAUCCUUGGAGGGAUGGGUGUGGGAAUCCAUUACGAGCAACUUAGAAAGAUGURUGAUGGUGUGCCAUUGGUAAUGGCAUAUGGCCUUCCCGUCUCAGGGAAGUCCUUUGCAGUUGAGGUUGCCAUGUCCAUCAUCGGAGAGUCUAAAAGGACUGGAGAAUGCACACAGGCAGGCAUCUUAAAAAAAGCUGGCAGUAGAACACUCCCUUUUUGGUGGGACGAUGUCUCCGAUUUUGGAAUCUUAGAGGCACUAACAGUGCAGACCUUCAAUCAGGCUCAAAGAAAUACAGCAAAUGCAAUACAAGAGGGAUCAAGAACGAUACCUCUAAUGACGAUGAAUCCGCAAUGUCUCAGAAGAAAAAAAAUGGACCAAGAGAAAAUCGCCAGGUAUUGUCCACUAAAAUCUGACUUACAAUUGUUUCAAUAUAAUAGAUAUUGAAGUAUUGUCCUAGAAAAUGUAAAAAAAUUUAAAUUGAAAGUUAACUUGUUAGAAAAGCUGUCAAAAUUAUUGUUAAAAAUAAGCUAGAUGAAAAAAAUUAUGGACAGGACAACUAUGUAACUUAAUUGGUGAAUUUCUAUUGUGCAGCACAUGAGCCUCAGAGUGCAAAAUCAAACAUAUAUCCAAAGACAUAUCCAAAGUUUUUGCUAUAUCAAUAUUAUUACCUAAC
Actinia tenebrosa (Australian red waratah sea anemone) is the source of this 1777-nucleotide messenger RNA. RefSeq lists its product as uncharacterized. The record is from RefSeq and is a predicted model, not a curated record. Lineage: Eukaryota; Metazoa; Cnidaria; Anthozoa; Actiniaria; Actiniidae.